Molecule: messenger RNA, 3525 nt
Organism: Meira miltonrushii
Lineage: Eukaryota; Fungi; Basidiomycota; Exobasidiomycetes; Exobasidiales; Brachybasidiaceae
Exons: 1
Coding region: 38-3340 (1100 amino acids)
Biological process (GO): DNA-templated transcription; regulation of DNA-templated transcription
Molecular function (GO): DNA-binding transcription factor activity, RNA polymerase II-specific; zinc ion binding; DNA binding
Source: RefSeq, a predicted model, not a curated record
CAUCAUCCCUUCCUCUACAAUUCACACAUCAUGAGCCAUGGCUAACCGAAUCUUAUUUGAUCACUCUGCAGUUGGUGGAAGAAUACGGGAAAGUGAAUCACCUUUUGUAAGAGCUGAUAGUAGUACAUCAAGUGGCAGAGAUGAUGUAACGAUGGAAUUAAGCGGUUCAGCAUCAACACCUCCAAACACAAAAGCGGCAGCAGCAGCAGCCAACAAAGGAAAUUCUGCCCGCGUUUCAAAAGCUUGUGUCACCUGUUCACUCAAAAAACGAAGAUGUGAUGGUGGUAAACCAGAAUGCAAGGUGUGCACUGUUUUGGGUACGCCUUGUUCAUACGAAAGUAGAGGAUUAAAACGUGGUCCUCCAAAAGGUUUCCGUUCAGGUCCAAAAGAAAGUGCAAAAGCAAAAAUGUUAAGGUCGUUGGAAACUACGAUUCGCGAUCUCGUUUUGCAUAUGGGACACGAUGAUACGGGAAAAGAAAUUGCUCGAAUCAGUAACGAACGUGGAAUAAAUGCAGAUCAAAUUGCAAUCGCAAUGCCCGAUUCGCUGAACAAACGAGCAAGGCAAAUCAAGAGGGAAUCGUCUGCACCCGCAGGUCGUAUUGAUGGAUCGGGUAGCGGUGAGGAUUCGGAUGAUGAUGUGAUUGGGAUUAAUGAAGGAGGCACGAUUCGUCAUAUUGGAUCAAGUUCUGGCAUCCAAUUAUUGCAACAUCAAAAUACGCAUCAUCACCAUGCAGGUACGCUCAUCACCAAUUCUGGUGUUCGAAGUCCUUCUGAUAGUGUUGGUGGUCGACCAAAAUUCUCGCCUCGAACUUCUCAUCCUCCUAUCCAAUUGCCCUCAAUUACGCAUCCGACAAAGGUGCACGGAAGUCCAUCUGCGGUCUCAAACGCAUCACCGCAUGGGUUCUCGAGUAGCGGCUUUUCAACUCUGUCGGAGAAGCAAUACAAACUAAGUUCCGCGAUGAAUCAAAAAUUAUUCCAGCAUUAUUGGACGGGAUUCCAUCCUAUUUGGCCAAUUCUAUACAAGCCUGCUUUGGAUGAGAUCUCAGUAGAUCAUUUGCCUACAACCUUGGACACAGCUUUGAUCUUUUCCAUCUAUACCAUUGCUGUCUGUGUUGCUUGUCCUUCGAUUGACGGCGAACUUGAAGCAGAGAUCGGUGAAGGAUCGCCUGCAGAAGUAUUUGCAAAUGUCGCCGAGCAAUUCUUGUUUCGAGAUAAAGGUAUGCCAACGCCAUCAUUUGCAUCGAUUCAGAGUUGUUUCUUGCUGUCAUGCUAUCAUCAAGGCGCUGGACAACUUUCAAAAGCAUACCUCCUGUCUUCUCUUGCCAAUACAAUGGCCAUUGACUUGGGUCUGCACCGUCAUUUGCAUCAAUAUGAGCAUGAUCUGAUCGAGCGUGAAAGUCGGAACCGGCUCAUUCACUGCAUCUAUAUCCUGAGCACUGUUCUCAGCUCUGAGAUGGGUAGACCGCCAAUGCUUCGUAGCAAGGAUAUUGAUGUUCCGCCCAUGAGCGAGAAUGAAAAGGAUGAAUUUGAAACAGAUGCACAAGGCAGACAACUGCAUUCUGCAAGUUUGUUAAACAGCUCAAGAAGAUUAUUUGCAAUCGUUGAGACUGUGUUGACGCAAGUGCAUAGCUUUAGACGCAAAGCUGCUCUACGAAGGAUGGGUACCGAGGCUAUCGGCAAGCUGGUGGAUGAGAUUGAUCAAAGUUUAGAAACCUGGAAGAGCUCUCUGCCAGGUUUUCUCAAGUUUCCGGAAGAUUUGAAUGGUGGCAAAAAUGCUAAAGAUGUCGAGAUUCCUGUUCCAAGCUUUGUUGCCGUGCAAAUAUGGUAUUAUACUGCAAAGUUGUUGUUGCAUCGACCAUUUAUUCCGCAAGAUGAAGGUAUCUCUUUAUCGCAACUGUUAAGCGAUAAAUAUCAUCAAAAAUGCACACAAGUCGCUCAGUCUUUGUUUGAUAUGCUCUUGCUCUUAUCGAAAGCAAGUAGCGUCGACAGACUCUCGACCGAUUUUGCGUAUAUCAUCUUUACAGUUGCUGUUAUGUUUGUCUUCAAUGCACGUUUAGGACAUACACCCAAUUCCGCAACACAUUCCGAAUCAAGCCCAAAGAUGGUGAUUGUGCCCGGCUAUACAUCACCACAAAAUUCAACAACAUAUGCCAAAAAACUUGCAAAUGAUUCGCGAAAGCAAUUCCUCAUGUGCAAAGAAUGGUUGAGAAAAUUGUCGGAGAGAUGGCCAUCUGCGAGUGCUCAUAAGUUGCUCUUGGACGGUUUCACGGUUGUUGCAGAAGGCGUAGUGACUGGAGAAACGAAUGAGCUUGUUGGACGAAGAGGAUCGAUCGUGAAUAGUCUCGCAAAUAUUGCACAACAAGGUGAAUGGAGUCAGCAACAAGGAGGUCCUGAUGGUGUGCAAAUGCAGGUUGGAUCUUAUGAACAACGAGCCGAUCAAUAUCUGCAACAGCAGAAAGAGCAACAUAGGAUGAUGCAAUACCAACAACCCUUUACUCCCCAGAUGCAGCAAGGUCCCAAUCGCGACUUCGAUGAUGGUACAGAGAAUGGCAAUGCUGAAAUGGUUCCAUCAUCGAGUGGCAUGUCCAUGUCAAUGGGUCAACAAUUUAUGCCAGAUGUGAAUGCAUUCUCGGCUCCUAUCGCACCACAACAAUCUCUCAAUGCUUACUUCGAAUUUGCUCCGAAUAUUUUCGAUAUGGAAAAUGUGUACUGGAAUGAGACUGCUACCCGUUUGACACCUUUCUUGGGACCAAAGGAGACCAAUAGUGGCUCAAGUAGCACGGGCAUUCUGACACCUUCCGGAGCGAAUAAUGGUACAAAUAAUCGUUAUUCUUCUGCUAAUGGUCAGAACAACAAUAUGGCAAACAUAAUGCAAUUUACCCCUCGCACAUUUGGCGCCAUUUCUGCCAUGUCAAAUUAUGCCAACUUUGCCAGUUACGGUCCACCACAAUUGCCCACUUCUGCUUCACCUUCUGUGCAACAGCAGCAAGCACAAGCGCAACAGCAAGGCGCGAUGGGACCGCCAUCUCUUACGCCUUCCAGUAUGCGUUCAAUGGGUGCAAAAGAACCUUUGUCAAACAGUCCAGGGUUGCAAAUCCUUGCACAAGCUAUCACUUCUGCUCCAGGAUCUGUAGGAAGUUCAAGUAGCAGUGGAUCAACGAACGGUAGUACGGCUUACUCGAAUCAAACCACGCCAGCUUUCAAUGUUACACAAGGUGUUGGCGUAGGCAAUACUUCCAAUCCAAACUUUAGCCCUUUUAGCUUUCACCAAGAACCUUCUGCUCCUGAAUGGGGAGAAGUGAUUAGCAUGUUACAAUUACCGCCAGCUUUCAUUCAGUAAUGAAAAGCUGUAAAGCCGUGGUCCUUUUUAUUCUCCUUUUUUAUUUUGUAUCUUAUCCAUUCUUCUAUUCCCUCUCUCUCUCUUUUUGGUAUACCAUGGCUUCAUUCAUUGUCAAAUUUCCCUUCCCUCUGUUUGGUUGACUAGCAGAUGUAUUGUGUAUAAAUGGUUUCAUUGUUAUAAUCUCA